AUGCAACUGCAAAUAGAACAUCCCUUCGGCUGGACGCCUGACACCCCGCCUUCGGCGUUUUGGUCUGCACAACGCCUACCCAGCACCAUCAUCCCCUGCUCGUUCCCACCGUCUGAAGGCUACCAAGAGCAGCAGAGGCCAUCAAAGCGGCAAUGCUCGCAGCCAGUAUGCUACGACCAAGGCUUGCUCCAGUCGAAUGAUGUCGAAGCAUCCCAUACAACUGAACUCACCGAGUCUUUGACAGCCACGUGUCAUGGCGCGAUGCUGCACAGCCUCUCAUCUCCGUUGAAGCCUCCGCCGUUUAGCAUUACACAGAGCCUUCAGGCCCAUAACAGAGGUUGUUUGGAGUCGCUAAGUCCAACUGCUAGCUCAAAUGCAGCUUCAGACAUCAUACAAGACGAUUUGAUACCCAGAUGUGGUGACAGAGUCUCAGACAGCGCCUCCCAGGGCUCCCAUAACCACAGCGCUGUGGUUUUCCAAUCAUGGCCUUCGCCGCCCCUUGCUUGCAAGCCGAGCGGCUCUGGUCAGACUUCUCUGGACGCGGCAGUCAAAGGAGUCGGCCGUGAGGAAGGUCUGCCACCUGUGGGCAUUGAAAACGCCGGAAUGGGCAACGGGACCUAUCAUCGCAAGGCAGCUGCAGUAGGUGUAAAGGGCAUUGGGCUCGAUGCCCUACAUAGAACCCCUCAAGACAGCAGUUUAUUGCCCUCCGACUUUGACUUGGACUCAGACAUGGAGGAUGAUAUGGGAAAGCUUAUAGACGGAGAUUCGGAUACUAAACCGCAACAUAAACCUCCUCUCAGUGUACUUGAAGCCAUGGAUAGACAGUCCCGUGAUGCUGAUGAGUAUCGCUCAAGACUCUGGAGAUCACCACAGGUCAGCCGGGAUGAAGGCUCAAAUAGCAAACACAGCCAAGGCGACUCCAAUGAACAGGAUUGUGACAUACUGGAUUACGAAGUUGACUGGGAUGAAGUUAUGGCUUCGAUCAAGCCGGAUGCAUGCACUAUGCACAAGCCUGGCCCUCUCCAGCCAGUCCUGCAGUAUGGAUCUACACACAACCCCAUGGCUUCUUCCACAGGACUGGCCGGGAUGAGAAACAAUAGGGUAGUCCCGAUUUCUCAGCUUACGGCUUCCAUUGGAGACUCGACAGUGCUUAGCGGUGCAGUAAGCAACACUCGAGUCAAAGCCACGCCCUCACUGAGCAGCGUGCUAUACCAGGCUACUGCCCUGCGAUUGUGCUUUCGAAUCGGAGAGCUUCUUAAUCAAGGAUCACGGUGUUUUCGAAAUGAACAGAGGGCAGUCUUUGAACUGUUCGCCCGAGUCACUUAUUCGAGUCGAGAAAACCAUGCAAGAGUGCAGCACUUUCAGUUCGCAGACCUUGACAAAGACUAUCCUCCAUUUCUCUCGGGAACGAUGAAAAAUUGGAAGCUGGAUAGCCUACUUGACAGGCAAGCACGAGCAUUUCUCGGAGAGGGUGGCCCUAGAUUAUGUCGCUGUACCUGUCAGCUUCGCAGAGGCAUCAAUACUGAUACGGGCUGGGUCAUCUCGAUACUGUCUAUCAGACUCAGUGACCGGGAUGAGGCUGACUCGAUGAAGAGGAUGACAGUCUGA
This is a messenger RNA of Pyricularia pennisetigena, 1608 nucleotides long. RefSeq lists its product as uncharacterized. The transcript has a single exon. Bases 1 to 1608 code for a protein of 535 amino acids. Lineage: Eukaryota; Fungi; Ascomycota; Sordariomycetes; Magnaporthales; Pyriculariaceae. The record is from RefSeq and is a predicted model, not a curated record.